AUGGAAGGUGAAAUGCAUAAUGCUGAAGUGCAAGGACCGUGUAAUGAACACCAGACAACAACUGAAGAAAAAAUUGCUUCACAAUGUGAAGUAGGACAGCAAAUUUACCUAAGGGCUGAGAUUAAUCAACUGCAUCACCAAAUUGUUCAAUCUGCCACCGAGCGCAUAAUUCAGUUUUGUUCCAAAGUCUUACAGCAACUAAUUGACUCUGAUGUAGUUCAUUGUCAAGUCUUGUUUUUAGCAUCUACUAGUGAACGUGUACAUCAGAUUAAGAACGUCAUGCAAGCACUUGGAGGCGGACAUGGAGUAAAGAUUCAUGCUUGUGUAGAUGGUAAUAGCAUUGAGGAGGAUAAACACAUUCUAUCAGCUGGUGUUCAUCUUGUUGUUGGUACACCCUCGCGUGUGUCUGACCUUUUUCGCACACAAAAUCAAGCUCUUCAUUCCGAUCAUGUUAGAAUGUUUGUGCUAGACGAGCCUGAUGAAAUGCUCUCAAAGGGAUUUGAUCGCCAGAUACAUGACAUUUUGCCGCGUUUGCCUGGGAAUGUUGAAGUAGUAGCGCUUUAUCCAACCAUGCCGGAAGAUGCCCUUGAAAUCGCGAGGAAGUUGAUGAAUAAGUCGGUGACAAUGAACUUGUGGCAGUCCAUAGUCUUUUGGUGA
Messenger RNA from Capsicum annuum, 657 nucleotides. RefSeq names its product eukaryotic initiation factor 4A-13-like. Gene Ontology annotation, cellular component: cytoplasmic stress granule. Bases 1 to 657 code for a protein of 218 amino acids. Gene Ontology annotation, molecular function: translation initiation factor activity; ATP binding. The transcript is spliced from 2 exons. Gene Ontology annotation, biological process: cytoplasmic translational initiation. The record is from RefSeq and is a predicted model, not a curated record. NCBI's taxonomy places the organism in Eukaryota, Viridiplantae, Streptophyta, Magnoliopsida, Solanales, Solanaceae.